Symbiodinium natans is the source of this 1965-nucleotide messenger RNA. NCBI's taxonomy places the organism in Eukaryota, Dinophyceae, Suessiales, Symbiodiniaceae. The record is from the annotation of a GenBank genome assembly.
AUGUUGGAGGGCAAUCUGCAGCCGAACUUGAUUGUCUACAAUGCAGCAAUCAGCGCCUGUGGCAAGGCUGCAUGCUGGUCGCACGCGGUGUGCCUGAUCUCAGAUUUGCCACAACACAGCCUCAAUGCAGAUUUGAUAACCUACAACACCGCAAUCAGUGCACUUGGCAAUGCAGAGCUGUGGCAAGCGGCUGUGCAGAUGUUCAAUGACCUUCAGGUCAUCUCUAUGGAUCCCGAUCGCUUCAGCAAUGCCGCUGUGAUCGCUGCCUACGAUCGAGCAAGCUGCUGGCAGCAUGCAUGCGGUCUCGUUGCACAGUGGGACAAGGCCAGUCACAAAAGGGACUCGGUCAUGUACAAUGCGGCCAUCGGAGCAUGCGCUACGUGCGAGCAGUGGCAACAGUCUUUGGCUUUGAUUUCAGAGAUGAGAUUCGGGCGGCUGCCCCGGUCCAUGGCAACCUUCUUUGGAGCGCUUACUGCAUGUGCCGCGCGGGCUGUGUGGGAGCAGUCCCUGCAGCUGCUGCACGAGGCGGAGACAACCACCGCCGCGGGCAACUUGAUGUUGUGGAACACGGUCCUCCUUGCUUGCCAGCGUGGCGCGGCCUGGAGUUGUGGCUUGGCUCUCGCCCGCGCGCUCGACGCUUCCCUGGGCACAGGUUCAGCAGAUGCCAGGACGUAUGCUGAGAUUCUGAGCAGCUGUGUGCGAAGUGGACUUUGGGAGCACAGUGCAUCUAUUCUAACAGGCUGCUCGGUCAUGCGGGUAUCCUUGGAUCUUACUGCACAUUCAGAAAGCAUUGCGGCUUGUCAUCGAGCACAGCAGUGGCUACUUGCGCUCGACAUGAUGACAGGGCUGGACCAGAACUCAUUGUAUUUUGACGCGACUAUGUGCAACAUGGCCAUUAAUAUCUGUGAGACUGGCCGCCGCUGGAGUCAUGCCCUAUAUCUCUUUAAGACCGCAGAGAGGCUGUCAGUUGAUCUGGAUGUGGUGACCAUCACGUCUGUCAUCAGCGCGUGUGAGAGCUGCGGUCGCUGGCAGCUGGCUCUGAGCCUUUUCCAUCAGGUUCCAGCUAGGCGACUCGAGCCGAACGGAUGGACUUACCGGACUGUCAUUUCGGCGUGUAUUGCUGGUGAACGAACACGCUGGGCAUUCAAGCUGCUUAGGGACAUGACCCGGCAGGCUCUGGAGGGCGCUGUCAUCGCACUUAACGACGCCAUCACACAGUUUGGACAGAGCGCUCACUGGCAGCAAGCCCUGACAUGUUCAAGCAAGCUAGCGUGCCAUGGCUUGCAGUUCGACGCCGUGACCUACACUUCUCUGACGAGUUCACUUGCAAAAUCAGAUCGCUGGCGGGCGGUCUUGCAGCAGCUGGGUGCAAUGAAAGAGUUGAAGCUCGAGGUGAAUUAUGAAGUCAGGUCCACCAAUGCAGCUCUCGGCGCAUGCUCGCACUCGUGGCCGUGUGCCCUGGCUUUGUUUCAGGAUCUGAACAGGCAGCGGCUCUGCACCGCCAUCACCUAUACCAACUUGAUGACAAUCUGUGGUCGCAGCGGUCAGUGGGAGAUCGCUUUGGCGCUGCUUGUGGAUGUGGAAGGCAGAAGCCUCCAGAUGGACACUUUCAUGCUGAACGCAGCCCUUGGCAGCUGCGCCCCUGGAAGAGCUUGGCAGGUGGCGCUGCGCUUGUUCGACGGGUCGAAAGUGUCAGGUGACACGGCAACUUUCAACCAGGUGAUGCGGAGUUUGGAUGAUGAGUGGGCGAUACUGGUAGCAUUGUUGGCACGGAUGGAUGAUCGUUUGGUGAAGAAGGAUCACCGAAGCUAUGGCUUGGCUGUGAACACUCUGAUCUCCGGCUCAGAGUGGACGUGGGCCCUGGAGCUCCUCGAAGAGCUUCAGGUCAGGAAGAUGCGACCAGACAAAGGCAUCUACGAUGCGCUGAUACCGCUGGCCUUACAAUUGGGUAUCCCGGCCACCUGA